UAUCCAUUGAGGACAUCAGUCUGUCCAUUUCAAGCCACAAUGAACUACCCAAUGUGGGUUGCUUCCUUGUGUGUUUUUUGUCUGUAUGUUUGCCGGAGCAGUGAGCUGAAUGGAAAGGAGGACUUCAUGCUUAUUGCGGGGCCUCUGACAAAGCAGCUGGUGAGAAGCUCAGGAAGUGCAGUGAAUGAUGCAUUUGACUGCAGUCAUCCCAUGCCUCCAGGCUCUAGACAGUACUUUAAGUAUCUCCAGGACAGAGGGCUGACCAGCUUCAAAGUGCCGCUCUCAUGGGCUCAACUCCUGCCUACAGGCCUCCCCAGCCAACCGCAGCAGGCUGUGGUUACCUGUUACCAGACCCUGCUUAAACAGCUGCUGGAGGUGGGCCUUCAGCCUCUGGUUAUCCUUCAUGGAUCCACAGUGCCAGACACUCUGAGAUCAAGGUAUGGAGGCUGGGAGAGCCAGGAGCUGGGAAAGAUGUUUCAGCAGUAUGCAGAGUUUGCCUUCCAGGAGUUUGGAGAGCUGGUGCACUCAUGGGUGACCCUGAGUGACUUAGAUGAUGUUUGGCAUGACGGGCAGCCUUUAGGUGCUCCCGGUCCUUUGCAAAAUGUCCUCCAGCUCAACAAGAACAUUUACCAGCUCUACCAUCAACGGUUUCCUGACAAAGGGAGACGUUUGUCAAUCGGGUUGAGAGCCAACGACGUUGAAAUUCUUCCCCAGAUCAAAGAUUCAACUACAAUGGACUUCUUGUCAGUGCACAUUGAAUAUAAUUGUGCCUCUGCAACAAACUUUGCAAAGGAGCUGAGCAUCUUACAGAUGUCCAGCGGGGACUUGCCUAUCCUGAUAUACAAGAUGACUGUUCAUGGUUGUCAAUACAAUGAGUACCAGCUUCUUGGCAAUUUCGUCCAAGCCUUAUUAAACAAUAAGGACUUGAAUAUUGUGGGAUGUGACAUAAUGGAUAUGUUGGGUAUGCUGGAAGUGGAGGACUACCCAACCAGUCAUGACAUUUCACACUACAAUGAAAUUAAAACAUUUAGAAACGGUUAUCAGACUGUGUGGAAUAAGUUUGGGGCCCAGUCCACAACAGAACGAGAUCUUUUCCUCAAUGGAUCGUUCCCUUCUGGCUUCCAAUGGGCCACCUCUAGCGAAUCCUUCAAGGUUGAGGGAGGCUGGGUAGAAGAUGGUAAGGGAGAGACCAUUUGGGACCGUUUUGGUCAUGACGGCCAAGCCUUUGAAAAUCAAACAGCUGAUCUAGCUUGUGACAGUUAUCACAAGGUGGAUUACGAUGUCUACCUCCUGCGAGGCCUUCAUGUCAACACCUACCAGUUUUCGAUCUCCUGGGCCCGUAUUUUCCCCUCAGGACACCGGGGCAGCCAAUCAGAGAAAGGGACGCACUACUAUGACAAGCUGAUCAAUGCUCUCAUUGAGUCUGAAAUACAACCUGUUGUCACUCUCUACCACUUGGAUCUACCCCAGGCACUCCAGGACUAUGGUGGAUGGACCAACGUUUCCAUUGUUGAAGCCUUCAAGGACUACGCAGACUUCUGCUUCUCCAGGUUUGGAGACAGGGUCAAGACCUGGAACACAUUCAGUAGCCCCUGGGUGGUGAGCCAUGCUGGGUAUGGCAUUGGUGACCAUCCCCCUGGAUUAAAAGACUAUGUGGUUGCCUCGUAUCAGGUCACUCACAAUAUGCUCAAGUCCCAUGCUGAGGCCUUUCACGUCUACAAUGACAAGUACAGGACGACACAAGGAGGGAAGGUAGGCAUUGCAUUGAACUCUGACUGGGCUGAGCCCAUGGACCCUUCCAGACCUGAAGACGUAGCAGCUGCAGAUCGCUACCUGCAGUUCAUGCUAGGCUGGUUUGCACAUCCCAUUUUUGUAAAUGGAGAUUAUCCAGCAACACUCAAGACUCAGAUUGAACAGAAAAGAAAUGAGUGUCCCCUCUCUGAGCCUGUAAGACUUCCAGUUUUCACUACUGAAGAGAGCCAGAGGAUAAGUGGAACAGCUGACUUUUUGGGGUUAAACCACUUUACCUCCCGGUUGGUCAACAACAGUGUUGGUGGCUGCACCCCUGGUCCUCAGGGAGUAGGCGACUUCCAGGCACAUGUGGACCCAUCAUGGUCAUCUACAGCUUCUGACUGGAUCUAUUCUGCACCUUGGGGACUUAGAAGGCUUCUAAACUACAUUUCCACUGAAUACUUGAAUGUUACCAAAGUGCCCAUCCACAUUACUGGGAAUGGUAUGCCAACUGAGUACAGUGGAGACACUCUCAAUGACACCAAUAGGAUAGAGUACAUGAACAGUUACAUCAAUGAGGCCCUAAAAGCAAUUACCUUAGAUGGAGUGGAUGUGCAGCAAUUCACAGUGCAGUCACUCAUGGAUGGAUUUGAAGGAAAACAAGGCUACAGCCAAAGAUUUGGUCUUCACCGUGUAAAUUUUGAAGAUGCUGACAGACCAAGAACCCCAAAACAAUCGGCAUAUUUCUACUCUGAGGUCAUCAAGCGAAACGGAUUUGGGUCACUAAAAGGGGAUGUUUUUAAAGGGGCAGGGAUACAACUUACACGCCAGCCAACUGCUUUACCACCCUCAGAGGUUCCGUCUAAAUCAAAGGUUGUCUGGGAGAAAUUCUCACAACAGUCUAACUUCCAGAGAAAGCUGUACCACUACGGCACUUUCGCACAAGGCUUCAGUUGGGGAGUAUCAUCUUCUGCUUACCAGAUCGAAGGUGGCUGGAAUGCUGAUGGGAAGGGGCCUAGCAUCUGGGAUACAUUCACCCAAAAACCUGGCAGUGUUCUUGCUAAUGGAGAUGUGGCCAGUGACAGCUACCACAGACUGGAUGAAGACUUCUACAUGCUGCGAGCUCUGAGGGUAAAGUCGUACAGAUUCUCUUUGUCCUGGUCCAGGAUCUUUCCUGAUGGUCGGCGCACCUCCCUGAACCAGAAAGGUGUUGACUACUACAAUAGAAUAAUUGAUGGCCUCUUAGAAUACAACAUCACUCCCAUGGUGACAAUCUACCACUGGGACCUUCCUCAAGCUUUACAAGACCUCGGUGGCUGGGACAAUGUAGAGAUGAUUAAUAUAUUUAACGACUUUUGUGACUUCUGCUUUGCCACCUUUGGAAACAGAGUGAAAUUUUGGAUGACCUUCAACCAGCCUCACACAAUUGCUUGGUCAGGAUAUGGACUUGGACAGUUCCCACCAAAUGUUAAGAAUCCAGGAAUUGCACCAUACAGAGUUGCACACAACCUUAUAAAAGCACACGCCAAGGCUUACCACACAUACGAUGAUAAGUAUCGCAAAUCCCAAGGCGGUCUAGUAUCUAUUGCCCUCAAUGCUGAUUGGAUUGAACCUAAAGAUGUUCAUGUUCCACGUGAAGUGGUGGCUGCUGACCGCGCUCUGCAGUUCCAACUGGGCUGGUUUGCACACCCCAUUUUCAAGAAUGGUGACUAUCCUGAUGCAAUGAAGUGGCAAGUUGGAAACAAAAGUGAACUCCAGGGUCUUACAGUGACAAGACUGCCUUCCUUCACUGAAGAAGAAAAGACCUUCAUCAAAGGAACUGCUGAUGUGUUUUGUGUAAAUCAUUACACUACAAAGAAAGUAAGUCAUGCUACAUUGAGGCUUGCACCUCAAUCUUAUGAAUAUGACCGGGACUUGUCAGAAGCUGAGGAAGGUGAUUCGCCGACUACUGCCAUCAGUAACCAGAGAGCUGUAGCAUGGGGCUUGAGAAGACUCCUCAACUGGAUCAAAGAGGAGUAUGGAGAUCCAGAUAUUUACAUAACGGAGAAUGGAGUUGCGACAGACUCAAAGACAACUUGGGAUGACUCUGCCAGAGUAUUUUAUUACAAAACCUACGUUGAUGAGGCUCUGAAAGCCUAUGAGCUUGAUGGUGUGAAGGUGAAAGGAUACAUAGCAACGUCUUUGAUGGAUUCUUUUGAGUGGCUCAAUGGGUACAAAGUUGGAUUUGGGCUGCACCAUGUGGACUUCACUAACCCAAACCGGCCAAGAACACCCAAGUACUCAGCUCAUUUUUACUACCAAGUCAUAAAGGACAAUGGUUUCCCUAUACCUGAUGAUGAGAAGCAACUUUAUGGACAUUUCCGCAAAGACUUUAUAUGGAGUACUGCAACGGCAUCAUACCAGAUUGAAGGGGGGUGGAGAGCAGAUGGAAAAGGACUUAGCAUCUGGGACAAGUUUGCUCACACUCCUCUCCGAGUGUACAAUGAUGACAAUGGUGACAUAGCCUGCGACAGUUACAAUAAAGUAGAAGAGGAUGUUGCUAUAUUGAAGCAACUUAAGGUGACCCAUUACCGUUUCUCUAUAUCCUGGCCGAGGGUGCUUCCUGAUGGCACCACCAAGCACAUCAAUGAGGCUGGACUCAACUACUACCACAGAUUGGUGGACGCAUUGCUCAUAGCAAACAUCCAACCCCAUAUCACUCUCUACCACUGGGACCUUCCACAAGCUCUGCAGGAUGUUGGUGGCUGGGAGAAUGAGACUAUUGUUGUCAAAUUCAGGGAUUAUGCUGACCUCAUCUUUAGCCGUCUUGGCCACAAAGUGAAAUUUUGGAUCACUAUUAAUGAGCCAUACAAUGUAGCCAAUAUAGGCCAUGGCUAUGGAGCAGCUGCCCCAGGGAUCAGUUUCCGACCAGGCACUCUGCCCUACAUUGUGGGUCACAACCUACUUAAAGCUCACGCUGAGGCCUGGCAUCUCUACAAUGACACGUACCGGGCCAAACAGAAAGGAAUUAUCUCUAUCACCAUCAACUCUGACUGGUCAGAACCCAGAAAUCCCUAUAAGCAGGAGGACAUUGAUGCUGCAAGACGUGUGGUGCAGUUCUACAUUGGCUGGUUUGCCCACCCCGUUUUUAAUGGGGACUACAGCAACAUGAUGAAGACAAUCAUUCGAGAGCGAAGCUUAGCUGCAGGGCUUUCUAAAUCUCGGCUGCCUGAGUUCACUCCUGAGGAGAUUAAGAGGAUUAAGGGUACCUAUGAUUAUUUUGGGUUCAACCAUUACACCACUGUCUUGGCAUUCCCUGUGAACUAUGGAAACCUUCAGCACUAUGAUGCUGACAGGGGUGCAGGAACAAUAGCUGAUCGUACCUGGCUGGAUUCAGGCUCAUCCUGGCUGAAGGUCUCUCCAUUUGGAUUCCGAAGGAUAUUAAAUUUCAUUAAGAAAGAGUAUGGAAAUCCACGUAUUAUCAUCACAGAAAAUGGCAUUUCAGAGCGGGGACCUAUUGACCUUAAUGAUAUUCAUAGGAGCCACUACUUUGAAAAAUACAUCAACCAGGUGCUGAAAGCAUACUUGCUAGAUAACGUGGAUAUCGGUGGUUACACAGCUUGGUCACUGAUGGACAACCUAGAGUGGGCCACUGGCUUUUCGGAGAGAUUUGGCCUUUUCUACGUUAAUCACUCAAACCCUAAACUGCCUCGAGUUGCCAAGACUUCUGUCACCCUCUACUCCACCAUCAUCAACUGCAACGGAUUCCCCGACCCCGCCACGGGACCCCAUGAGUGCUUGAACUCUGUGGCUGAACCAACGAGCGCACCGAUCACACCCCCUCCCAACACCGUGAGCUUCCUGGGUAUGAAGCUCUCUACCAGUGAUGCCCAGAUCGGACUUACCACCACAUUUGCUCUACUGACCGUUGCAGCGUUGGGAGCUAUUUGUUUAUCUUUUUUCCUUUAUAAGGCAAAGAAAACAAACCAUUUUAACUUUAGAAGAAGAUAUUGAUGGAAUGUGGAAGUGGAGUGGAAAUUCUAAUUGAAAAUAUCAAGGG
Etheostoma spectabile (orangethroat darter) is the source of this 5770-nucleotide messenger RNA. Its product is annotated as lactase-phlorizin hydrolase. Gene Ontology annotation, biological process: carbohydrate metabolic process. Lineage: Eukaryota; Metazoa; Chordata; Actinopteri; Perciformes; Percidae. The record is from RefSeq and is a predicted model, not a curated record. The coding region runs from base 40 to 5724 and encodes 1894 amino acids. Gene Ontology annotation, molecular function: beta-glucosidase activity. The transcript has 17 exons.